AUGCGUCGCGUACUACUCGCAAGCGCUUCUGGCCUUCUCCUUGUCGCGGCAGCGACGGCGACCAAGCCACCAAAGACACCGACGCCCGCGCCCUCCCACGACAAGUUCUGGGGCUCCCAAGACCUUUGGAUCUACACCAGUGCGUGGUACCCGGAGCAGUGCAGCUGCAUGUGCGCCUCCAUUUGCUACCACCCGCCGCCGUUUCUCAAAACCAACCUCGUCACCGGUCGCUUGUACCCGAUUUACAAGGACAAUGUGCCGCAACUCUCUCGCCUCGAAGACAAGUCGGCACCGAUCCUCGCGCAGUGCACGCGCAAGCCGGCGCUCUUCUCGGGCGACGCCAUCCGCGCCGUGAAGCGCGAAAGGCUCGUUCAGUAUUUCCCGUUCGACUUUAGCAAGGACCCGGCCAACAUGUGGAACCCGGACGCACCGGCACCGAUGAACGUGAUCCCCAUGUACGACGUCCCGUGCAGCGGGAUGCUUGAGACCGACUACCUGCGCACGGCUGUCCAGAUGGCACAGUACAUUGGCACACCGAGACUCAUCACCGACAACAUCAACGGCACCGUAACCAAGCCAGCGCUCGUCGCCGCGUUCAAGAAGACAAAGGGACUCGACGUUGUCUUGCGCUGCCGGGACAACGCGCUCUAUGAAGUGUUUAGCUGCUGGACCAAGAAUGUGCCGUAUCCGUAUCAAGUCGACGAGAACGACCAGUCGUUUGCGCCCGCGCAGCCCAUCAAGUGCCCUCCGGCCGUCGUCGCGCAAGAAAGCAGCUGCGGCGACGUGAUCCGCAUCACCAAGUUUGUCGACCGCGGUUAG
Molecule: messenger RNA, 819 nt
Organism: Saprolegnia parasitica CBS 223.65
Lineage: Eukaryota; Oomycota; Saprolegniomycetes; Saprolegniales; Saprolegniaceae
Exons: 2
Coding region: 1-819 (272 amino acids)
Molecular function (GO): RNA binding; ribonuclease T2 activity
Source: RefSeq, a predicted model, not a curated record